Panthera uncia (snow leopard) is the source of this 4632-nucleotide messenger RNA. RefSeq names its product protein phosphatase 1 regulatory subunit 12A (gene PPP1R12A). Gene Ontology annotation, molecular function: protein kinase binding; enzyme inhibitor activity; phosphatase regulator activity. Gene Ontology annotation, biological process: signal transduction. The record is from RefSeq and is a predicted model, not a curated record. Gene Ontology annotation, cellular component: A band; Z disc; cytoplasm. NCBI's taxonomy places the organism in Eukaryota, Metazoa, Chordata, Mammalia, Carnivora, Felidae. The coding region runs from base 1 to 3135 and encodes 1044 amino acids. The transcript has 25 exons.
AUGAAGAUGGCGGACGCGAAGCAGAAGCGGAACGAGCAGCUGAAGCGCUGGAUCGGCUCCGAGACGGACCUCGAGCCUCCCGUGGUGAAGCGCCAGAAGACCAAGGUGAAGUUCGACGAUGGCGCCGUCUUCCUGGCUGCUUGCUCCAGCGGCGACACGGACGAGGUCCUCAAGCUGCUGCACCGCGGCGCCGACAUCAAUUACGCCAAUGUGGACGGACUCACUGCCCUGCACCAGGCUUGCAUUGAUGACAAUGUUGAUAUGGUGAAGUUUCUGGUUGAAAAUGGAGCAAAUAUUAAUCAACCUGAUAAUGAAGGCUGGAUACCACUACAUGCAGCUGCUUCUUGUGGAUAUCUUGAUAUUGCAGAAUUUUUGAUUGGUCAGGGAGCACAUGUAGGAGCUGUCAACAGUGAAGGAGAUACACCAUUAGAUAUUGCUGAGGAGGAGGCAAUGGAAGAGCUACUUCAAAAUGAAGUUAAUCGGCAAGGGGUUGAUAUAGAAGCAGCACGAAAGGAAGAAGAACGGAUAAUGCUUAGAGAUGCAAGACAAUGGCUAAAUAGUGGUCAAAUAAAUGAUGUCCGGCAUGCAAAAUCUGGAGGUACGGCACUUCACGUUGCAGCUGCGAAAGGCUAUACAGAAGUUUUAAAGCUUCUAAUACAGGCAGGCUAUGAUGUUAAUAUUAAAGAUUAUGAUGGCUGGACACCUCUUCAUGCUGCUGCUCACUGGGGUAAAGAAGAAGCAUGUCGAAUUUUAGUGGACAAUCUGUGUGAUAUGGAGAUGGUCAACAAAGUGGGCCAGACAGCAUUUGAUGUAGCAGAUGAAGAUAUUUUAGGAUAUUUGGAAGAGUUGCAAAAGAAACAAAAUCUGCUCCAUAGUGAAAAACGGGAGAAGAAAUCUCCAUUAAUUGAAUCAACAGCCAAUAUGGACAAUAAUCAGUCACAGAAGACCUUUAAAAACAAAGAGACAUUGAUUAUUGAGCCAGAGAAAAAUGCAUCCCGUAUUGAAUCUUUGGAACAAGAAAAAGUUGAUGAUGAAGAAGAAGGAAAGAAAGAUGAGUCUAGCUGCUCUAGUGAAGAAGAUGAGGAAGACGACUCAGAAUCAGAAGCUGAAACAGAUAAGACAAAACCUAUGGCUUCUGUAACUAAUGCCAAUACAUCUAGUACACAAGCAGCUCCUGUAGCUGUUACAACACCUGUGUCAUCUGGUCAGGCCACACCUACGUCACCUAUUAAAAAGUUUCCAACCUCAGCUACAAAAAUUUCUCCCAAAGAAGAAGAGAGAAAAGACGAGUCUCCUGCAUCUUGGAGGUUAGGACUUAGAAAGACUGGCAGUUAUGGCGCACUUGCAGAAAUCACAGCAUCUAAAGAGGCUCAGAAAGAAAAAGACACUGCAGGUGUUAUACGUUCAGCUUCGAGUCCCAGACUCUCCUCCUCUUUGGAUAAUAAAGAAAAGGAGAAAGAUAGUAAAGGAACUAGGCUUGCAUAUGUUGCACCUACAAUACCAAGACGACUAGCCAGUACAUCUGACAUUGAAGAGAAAGAAAACAGAGACUCAAGUUUACGAACGAGUAGCUCCUACACAAGAAGAAAAUGGGAAGAUGAUCUCAAAAAGAAUAGCUCAGUUAAUGAAGGAUCAGCUUACCAUAAAAGUUGCUCCUUUGGUAGAAGACAAGAUGAUUUGAUUAGUUCUAGUGUUCCAAGCACCACAUCAACACCAACAGUUACCUCUGCAGCUGGGCUUCAGAAAAGCCUGCUUUCCAGCACAAGCACUACUACAAAGAUUACAACGGGUUCUUCCUCAACAGGCACACAAAGCAGUACCUCAAAUCGUUUGUGGGCUGAGGAUAGUACUGAAAAAGAAAAGGACAGUGUUCCUACGGCAGUGACCAUCCCUGUUGCUCCAACUGUUGUAAAUGCUGCAGCCUCAACCACAACCCUGACUACAACUACUGCUGGCACUGUCUCCUCCACAUCAGAGGUCAGGGAGAGACGCAGAUCAUACCUCACUCCUGUUAGAGAUGAAGAGUCUGAAUCCCAAAGAAAAGCGAGAUCUAGACAAGCAAGACAGUCUAGAAGAUCAACACAGGGAGUAACACUGACUGAUCUUCAGGAAGCUGAAAAAACAAUAGGAAGAAGUCGUUCUACCCGAACCAGAGAACAAGAAAAUGAAGAAAAAGAAAAAGAAGAAAAAGAAAAACAGGAUAAAGAGAAGCAAGAAGAAAAGAAGGAGUCAGAAACAUCUAGAGAAGAUGAAUAUAAACAAAAGUACUCCAGAACAUACGAUGAGACUUACCAGCGUUACAGACCAGUAUCCACUUCAAGUUCUACCACCCCAUCCUCUUCACUUUCUACCAUGAGCAGUUCACUCUAUGCUUCAAGUCAACUAAACAGGCCAAAUAGUCUUGUAGGUAUAACUUCCGCUUACUCCAGAGGAUUAACAAAAGAAAAUGAAAGAGAGGGAGAAAAGAAAGAAGAGGAAAAAGAAGGAGAAGAUAAAUCACAACCUAAAUCAAUCCGAGAACGACGACGACCAAGAGAGAAAAGGAGAUCUACGGGAGUUUCAUUUUGGACACAAGAUAGUGAUGAAAAUGAACAAGAGCAACAAUCAGAUACAGAAGAAGGAUCCAACAAGAAAGAAACUCAGACGGAUUCCAUUUCUAGAUAUGAAACCAGUUCCACAUCAGCUAGUGAUCGGUAUGAUUCCUUAUUGGGUCGCUCUGGAUCAUACAGCUAUUUAGAAGAAAGAAAACCUUAUAGUAGCAGGCUAGAAAAGGACGACUCAACUGACUUUAAAAAGCUUUAUGAACAAAUUCUAGCUGAAAAUGAAAAGCUGAAAGCACAGCUCCAUGAUACGAAUAUGGAACUGACAGAUCUUAAAUUACAAUUGGAAAAGGCCACCCAGAGGCAAGAAAGGUUUGCUGAUCGGUCACUAUUGGAAAUGGAAAAAAGGGAACGAAGAGCUCUAGAAAGAAGAAUAUCUGAAAUGGAAGAAGAGCUCAAAAACCUGCACCAAAUAAAGCAAAUUCAGACUCUGAGAGAGUUAAAUGAACGACUGCUGACUGAGAAUAGGGCCUUGACAAGAGUGGUAGCCAAGCGCUCAGGGUUCUGUAGGCAACUGCAGUCUGUGAACCUAUAACUUGUAGUUUCAUCAUUUCUUCUUGGUAGAGCCAGGCAGGUGUUUUUGUAUUAGUAAGCGUGUCUUGAGCUCACUUUUACAAAUUAAUGCCAUUGUGUCUGUAGCUUAUCUUACAACUGUUAAUUAUGCAUGGCUUCUCAGAAUGUUAGAAAGUGUCACUAAUUGUAUAUUCUGACUGAUAAACUAUAGUGAAUUUACAGAACGGUUUAGGGAUUUAAAGACUUGUCUGCACUUUUGCAAAAGCUUGUGCACAUUUUUGGCUCUACAGAUAAUUUAUGGAUUAAAACUAUGACCAUUUAAAAUUCUUGACUAGAAAGAAAAAGGAACGUAAACAGUGUAACAUGUAUUUUACAUACAAUUAAUAUGUUGAAGGUGACGAUUAAACAUGUUUUAUCUGUUUUUCAAAAUGAUGUCAUUUUCACUCAGAACCACUUCAGGUAAUAUUCACUUAGUCCUUUACAGUGGUAUCCUGAUACAUAAACUUCACAUUACUGUAUUUUAUAACCAUAUAUUCUGAAAACAAGAAUUGAUUCAUUCCACAUAAAUUUAAACUCUUCAUAAAGAUUUUGCUUAAGGUAAUUUUGCCAAGUAGAAGUUUUACUUUUGUCUAAUUUUACAAUCUAGUACAUCUUGAAAGCUGAGGAAAGGUAGUAGAAAACUAUUUCCAGUGUCUUGCAAAGUAUGUUAGUGUCCAAAGUAUAAACUGUUCUACUUCCUAGCAAAUCUGGCAGAGCACAUGGAAUUUAAGUCAUUCUUAGUAGAAAAUCCAGUUUACUGUAACAUUUUCACCCCCUCCUUCAGUUUGUCUAUAGAACAGAAAAUAGAUUUCCUUUGAGGACCUGAGCGUGUGUUUUUCUCUUUGUUCCAAAUACUGGUUGUUUUUUCAGUGCUUAGAUAUUUUCAUAAAUAUAUUUUGGCUUAUAAGUUAUUUUAUACUAUUCCAAUAAUAGGAAUAAUUGUUAUCGUUUAAUGAGCACCUAUCUUGGAUCAGACACUGUAGUACAUGCGUAAGCUUAGUACUACAGUUGAAUCCUUUAAGGAAUUCUAAUAAUUUAGAACAAGUCUAACUCCCUCAAAACUUCCCUAAAUAGGCUGGUUUUCUUGUGGAAUAAUAUUUAAGGUCCGAUGUAAAUAAAGUAAAAGGCUUUGGUUUAGGUGCUGAUAGAAGUCUUAGAGGAACUCCCUUUGAGAGCCUAUCCUAACAAAAACAGGCUUCAUUUUCUUGGCUGCUCUAAUACAGUGUGCUUGUGAGUCAUAAUAUCAAGUGAUUUAGUACAUUCCAAAUGAUAACUUUGGGAAAAUAAACUUCUCAUUCCAUCAUUUAUUAAACUAAUUAGCGUCACAAAUCAAGUUUUUUCUUUCUUCUACGUUUUAGCCACUAGAAAUUUAUAUAACUGACAAAGCUUGUUCAUGUGUCUUGUGGUGAAAAUAUAAAAACACUAAGGGUAACAUUUUUAUCUUCCUAUUGAAGUAAAACCUUUUCUUUUAUUUUUACCC